Molecule: messenger RNA, 855 nt
Organism: Pteronotus mesoamericanus
Lineage: Eukaryota; Metazoa; Chordata; Mammalia; Chiroptera; Mormoopidae
Gene: THAP8
Product: THAP domain containing 8
Source: RefSeq, a predicted model, not a curated record
AUGGUCGCACUGAAGCCGGGUGACCGUUACACUCCUCAACCGCCUCUGCCGCCACCAAGACUGGGAAAAACUCAACGGGGCUGGACAGCUCUGCACAAGUACUGCUAGGCCCCGAACUGCUCCAACACUGCCGGCCUACUGGGAGCCGACAGCCGCCCAUUGAGGUUCUACAGGGGCUCACAAUAGUUCCCGGUGAAGGACGGCCUCCUGCUGCAGUCCUGGCUGCAAUACAUAGGUCAUCAGCUCCUGUGCAGCGAGUACUUCAUACCUUCCUCCAUCCAGUGGCACUGGGGUGUGUGCUACCUGCAGCCAGAUUCUCUGCCCUCCAUCUUCUCUGGGCACAUCUGCCAAUGUCUGGACUUACCUCAGAGACAGUGUAGUCCCCAAAGCAACUAGAAGCCAGUUGUGCCUCCAUAGGAGGCCACACCCCUGUCUCCUGGCCCAGACAUCCUGGCACGUGGCCCUGAACACCUGGUGUGCUGGGGCCAGCAUCAGGAGACAGAUGCUGGGGCUGCAGCCACCCUGUUCCUGACACCCCCUCUGCCCACAGUAUUUUGCUGGCUUCACCCUUAAGUCCCCUCCCAGUACCCGCAGGCUGAACUGGGCCCGGCACUGGGAGCACUGCUUCAGAGGCUGCAGAGGGUGCAGCAGUGUCAAGAGCACAACCAGGCAACAGGCACAGCUGCACAAGGAACGCUUGCUGCGAAGAGAACCCAGGCCUCCACCAUCAUCUGUGGAGAGCCUGACAUAACUGUGGUCCUUGCCCAAGGUCCUAUACUGCCCACACUGCAUGCCAAGCCUGAGCUCCUGGACACUCAGAUCCCCAGUGCAUAAGGACCAGGACAGAUGGCAGAA